This is a messenger RNA of Caretta caretta (loggerhead turtle), 4587 nucleotides long. RefSeq names its product CKLF like MARVEL transmembrane domain containing 3 (gene CMTM3). Lineage: Eukaryota; Metazoa; Chordata; Testudines; Cheloniidae. Gene Ontology annotation, cellular component: membrane. The record is from RefSeq and is a predicted model, not a curated record.
UCUGCAAAAAUAAUUUUACUGAAACCUGUUUGCUGAGUUUUUAUCUUCAUAUUCUGAAGACAGAACAAAAAAAUCUAGUCUGUCUUAGAAAUAUGAACCAUAGCAGAACACAGCUGUAGUAAUGCCAUAAAUAGCAAGUGCUAAUGUACAAUGAAGGUAUUGGACAACAUUUGGGCUAAGAUGUAUUUCAUUUUCCACAAACAGCACUGCAAUUUUAAUGGAAAUAGCAGCUGAAGAAGCUGUUGUGCUCUGUUCAGAGUACAAUGUUAAAGGUCAAGUACAGUUCAGAACCAAAGCUUAUCUGUUCAAAUUGAAUAGCACUCCUAAGAUGCAAGUAAGUUGUAGUUUAAAGCUAAGCAUAAGGAUAGUGCAAUAGUCAUAAAUUGCCAGAUGCAAAGAAUGUCAUAAACAGUACAAUAUGUGAAAACAAGGAAAAUGGGCUUUGUAUUAAAAUUGACAUUUUGCAGCUAUAGUCAAAGCAGUGACAUAAUUUCACUAAGGGCUCUUUUCACUCCUAAGCAGGUAAUUUCUGGAUAGGGAAGUGAAAGUUUGGUGAAUUUCAACUCUGUUCCUUCUCAUUAUUUGUCAGGGUGAGGAAUGGCAAAAGCCCAAGUUUGCUUCUCCACAGAAGUAAAUAGAUGAAAAUUGCAAGAGGUAGCCUCUAAAAAUUCCUCCAUGGACAAGGAAGACCCAGAGAUAGCAUUUGGACCCUGGCUCUAGACCAGCGAUUCUCAAACUGGGUUGGGAUCCCAAAGUGGGUCACAACCCCAUUUUAAUGGGGUUGCCAAGGCUGGUGUUAAGACUUGCUGGGGCCCAGAGCUCAAGCCCAAGCUGCACUGCCUGGGGCCAAAGCGUGAUGGGCUCAGGUUACAGGCCGUCUGCCCGGAGCUGAAGUCCUUGGGCUUUGGCCCCCCUGCUUGGGGGAGCAGGGCUUGGGCUUUGCCCCCUCUUCCCCCACCUGUGACGGUGAGGCUUGGGCUUUAGCAUCCCCAUCCUGGGGUCGUGUAGUAAUUUUUGUUGUUAGAAGGGGGUCAUGGUGCAAUGAAGUUUGAGAACCCCUGGGCUAGACCAAUCUCUGAAAAUUCCAUUAUAGAUUCUUACUACAGUACUACUAAAUCAGCUUCUGUACUUUUCUGUAUUUUUUUCAUUCAUACAUUUAAUUCUGUCUUAGAAUUGACCUCUUCCCUCUCUGCAUGCUUGCAGUAUAGUUUUCAUAUUUUCUUCAGCAUUCUCAAUAGUUUUUUUUUUUUUGCCUUUCUUGUCUAGCAAUGAUGAGCUAUGCUUUCAGAAGUAUUUGUAUGUUUUAGCUGCUGUUUCCACAACGUACAUUGGUACCUUGUUCCAUCCUCUUAUUCUUACAAAUAUUAAGUUCUCUUCUGGUAUUCCUAUACUUGACUUCUAGUCAAUCAGCACUUAAUCUGCCAGUUUUUACUACUUUCUAGUGAGGGUUCUGUUGCUGUUCUAGCCACUAAAAUAAUAAUGCCCUGAUUAUUAUUCUUGACCAAAAUAACAAAUAAACACUGAAAUGUGAAUUUCACAACUUAAAUGGCUGGUCAGUUAUGGAGCAUCUCACGUUAGAUAAUUGUUUCCAGCACUUUAGCUAUAUGCACUUGAACUAGUUAAGUUUACUGCUGUGUCAAUGGGUAUAUUUAGUGUUGCAUGUAAUGUAAGGAACCUGAAAUAUGCAUUGCUACCUUGUUGAUUAUGGUGUUUUGCAGCAAUGUUGCACCAUGAUGUACUGGAAUUUGGAUUAUUGUGGGGGCACAGGAGAAGUUGCAUAGGUACUAAAUUUAGAUGGUAAAGACUGGGAGGAUAUGCAGCCAAAAUUAGGGAGAUUCGGGAACUAGAUCUGGGGUUUUGUAAUGCCGUAACACCAGGAUACAUUGGCAUCCAACUAUUUGUGCGGUAGGAACAACUAAAUUUGUUUUCUAUUUAUUUUAGGCAUUGGGCUUUGUGGAGUUGGGCCAAAAAUUAGCUGGGUCCAGAUGUUUCUAGCACUGUCAUGCCACGGACCAUCGAAGUCUGGGUUUAUUGAUGUCAUAGGAGCCUCUACACUUUUCUAUUUGGCGGUACAUGUUUGGGAGGAGGGGGAGACUAGCCGGAUCCAGGUGCUAGCGCUAGGUUUUUGCCGCGCUCUUGCACCAGGAUGGAUCCGGCAGUGGAAGUCUGGGGGCGCAGAGGCAGUACAGAGGGGCAGGCUGGGGUACAAAGCCUGGCUGCCUGCCAGCGCCCCGAAGCUGGCUAAGCGCAGCAGGCCAGCCGGGGGCAGGGAGGAGAGCCGGGGCGCGGCGGCAGAGGCGCUCAGGCCGGGCACUCCCCAGAUUUGCAGAUGUAGAAAUUUUUUUCACAUUUCCGCAGUGUCACGAUUUCCGUUUCCCUCCUUAAAAAAAAAAAAAAAAAAAAAUCCAAGUCCCCAGGCGCUCAGCCGCAGCCCGAGCCGCCCAGGCGAGCCCCGCUCCGCUCCCGGCCAUGGACCUGCCCGCUUCGGAGGAGCCCGACGCCCCCGCGCCUCCGCCUGGCCUUCGCGCGCUCCUGCCCUCGAGGGAGUUCCUCUGCUCCAGCAAAGGGCAGCUCCUGCUCGCCGAGUCGGUGCUGUCAUUUAUCACCUUUAUCUGUUAUAUUGCAUCUUCGGCUGCAUCUUUCAUGAUGGCACCACUCAUAGAAUUUCUGCUGGCGCUGUUUCUUUUCUUUGCAUACUCCUCUAAGCUUAAUGAGAAGUUUAAAGGAAUCUACUGGCCUUUGACGGAUUUCUUGCGCUGCGUCACUGCCGCCAUUAUAUAUUUUGCCAUCUCAAUCGCUGCAGUCUCAAAAUAUUCUGAUGGAGCAUCAAAAGCAGCUGGAGUAUUUGGCUUUAUAGCCACAAUAGUGUUUGCUGUUGAUUUCUACAUUACCUUUAAUGACCUGGUCACGUUUCUCAAACAAGGCGGUUCCGAAAAUGCCACUGAAGCACAAAAGUCAGAAGAUGAGGCCUCCGAUUCGGAUUCGGACUGAAGAACAGCACACCUAUGGAUUGUGAAGUCAAAGGGAAGAGAUGACCUAUCUCUUUCCUAUUUGCUAACUGCACUGCCAGUUGAAAUGUUUCCCUUUCUUGUUUUGGUCUCAGUCACGAGUACAUUCUCUCUCUUUUUCCAUCACUGUUCACAGAGUCACGAAAACCAGUGACACAGUGAUAUGGGGAAAAGACUAUUUCAGUGUCACAGAACAUUUCUUUGGAAACUGGCCAUUUUGUAGGUGUGCAACCUUGUACCUAGAUACAUCUAUGUCUGAACAUGAAUCUCAAUUCUGCAUGGCCCUCCCUUGUUCAGUGCACUACAAAGUACUGAGUAACAGGAACUUCUUAUUUCAAACUUAUAACAGACUUAUCUUUUAAUACGCUUUCUCUAUUUCAAACUUUCCACUAGAGUUCCGAGUCUGAGCUUUCUUACUAUAUUUUUUCCAGAUUAAGAAGCCAACAGUAUUCCUUUAUCUAAAGUCUCACUACCUCCACUAGCUGAAGCAUUUGAAGGCGCAGGUUAUACUGGAUCUGUAGGUUUCAGAAUGCAUUUAACUAUAUGGCUGCUGCCUAUGUGUGACCAUGAAAAUGGCAGCUGGAAAUCUGCAACAUGAGCAAAUCUGAAAAUGCCUCAGGUUAGCUAGUUGAGUGGACAUUCAGUUUUCUGUCAUUUUGUAAGAUUUUCUGAGGAGAAAUCAACUUCUUUCUAAUCUGCUUCUGUGGGGGCACAUCACGCCCUUCAAAUUUUAUGGCAAAGAUGAGGCUGAGCAUGAGAAACAUAGUUUUAACCUUCCCUUCCUACCACCACUGCAGAAGCCUCUACAUGUAGUCUGCAUGUUUAGCUCCAGUUUUGGGGGCAUGGUCAGAUGGGCCUGGCUCAGAGCCAUCCACAUGACAUUUCCUACCCCAUCAAGCCUGUAAGGAUUUCUGCACAAGAGCCCACUGCUCUAUGCUUUUAACAUCAGUCCUCCAGUCAAUAGUGUUUAGCCCAGGUAGGGAAACACAGGGCUUACAGCUCCUGAUAGUCAGGCUGCCACAGAUAAUGGAGGAAAUAACAUGGAGACAAAGAUGAAGUGAGCUGUAGCUCACGAAAGCUUAUGCUCAAAUAAAUUUGUUAGUCUCUAAGGUGCCACAAGUCCUCCUGUUCUUUUUGCGGAUACAGACUAACACGGCUGCUACUCUGAAAAGGCUUCUGCAAAUCUCACCUUAUCUAUGCUUUUGUGGUAUAGAAGGGCCAUUCCCCUGUAGAGAGCCUCCUGACAGAAAUCUCAGUGCAGCAAAUCGCACUUUCCCAGCCCUCUCUGGUUUUUCUGAGAGGGCAGAUUUGUCCCUUGGUGUGGGUUUUUCAGGAAAAACGCCUGCAUUUCAAAGGCGUUAGAGAGAGGGUAACAUAACCUAUCUGCAGUAGUCACACCUUCUGACAUCAUAUAUAUACAUCCCAAACAAUAACUUAGUUAAAAGAAUGGCAAACUCCAUGUACAGCAUUUGAUAUGCUUAUUUCAAAGAAACUCAUAUGUUAAACAAGUAUUUCAUAUAGUCACAGGACUGGUGGCUUUUCUUCUUUUCUCUCUUUUUUUUUUUUUUUUUUUUAAAAA